Messenger RNA from Histoplasma mississippiense, 435 nucleotides. RefSeq lists its product with no specific name. The transcript is spliced from 2 exons. The record is from RefSeq and is a predicted model, not a curated record. The coding region runs from base 1 to 435 and encodes 144 amino acids. NCBI's taxonomy places the organism in Eukaryota, Fungi, Ascomycota, Eurotiomycetes, Onygenales, Ajellomycetaceae.
AUGGCAGAACCUAUAAGCCUCGCUUCCGGACUACUGACUUUGACUGCCUUUGCCUUUAAGUCUAGCAUCACGCUUUAUGAGACCAUCAAGAGUUUUCAGUCUCAUCCUAAAACUGUACGCGACCUUCUUGAGGAGCUUGAGGAAUUGGGUGAGGUUCUAAGCCCACUCACGGACACGGUCAAUGCCAAUGUAGACCUCUCUGCUCUUAAACUUCCCUUACUACGCUGCGGAAAUGCCUGCAAAGAAUUUAAAGAGGAAAUUAUGAAAUGUUCAUCGCGGUCCGAUUGUCGUCGGACGAGCUUUCGAGACUGGGCCAAGUUAAGGUACAUAGGUGACGACAUCAACUGUUUCACACAAGCACUGGCUGGAUACAAGUUGACCAUCAACAUAGCCCUCACUGAUGCAAAUCUACCUCGUAAAGAACGCGAAGGCUGA